Solanum pennellii is the source of this 522-nucleotide messenger RNA. RefSeq lists its product as uncharacterized. The transcript has 2 exons. The record is from RefSeq and is a predicted model, not a curated record. The coding region runs from base 54 to 296 and encodes 80 amino acids. Lineage: Eukaryota; Viridiplantae; Streptophyta; Magnoliopsida; Solanales; Solanaceae.
UCAAAGAACAUAGAAAGAUCAUUAAUUACAUAAAAAGUAUACAUUAUAGGAAUAUGUCAAAGUCAACAAUACUCCUUGCUCUCCUCUUGUGCUUCCUCCUCAUUUCAUCCAAUGAUAUGCAAGGUGUUGAGGGGAAAACUUGUCGAUGGAGGAGCAAAGAAUAUCGUACCCGUUUUUGCUUAUUGAGUGAUACUUGUUUCAUCAAGUGUAAACAAGAGUAUCCCAAGGCAAUUAAGGGUCAAUGCAUUAGAAAAAGCACUUUUUCACGUUAUUGUUAUUGUUGGCGCAAGUGUUAAGAAGCAUCAAAUAUUCUCAUACUAUGUACUAUAGAAAUUAUGAUAAAUAAAUAACUAGUGGUGUGGUUGUCUUGUGUCAUGUGUGUAAGAAUAAAAACACUAGCAAUUCAUUAGAAUUGUAGUUCUAUUUUUAGGGUAAGUAUUAUAGUUUUUUGUGUUUUUUUUAAUGUCAAAGUGAAGUAAUCUAAAUAAUUUAAAUAAAUUGUUUGUUGGUUAUUUUCAUUUA